Molecule: messenger RNA, 3459 nt
Organism: Cyprinodon tularosa
Lineage: Eukaryota; Metazoa; Chordata; Actinopteri; Cyprinodontiformes; Cyprinodontidae
Gene: siah2l
Product: seven in absentia homolog 2 (Drosophila)-like
Exons: 3
Coding region: 132-1052 (306 amino acids)
Biological process (GO): multicellular organism development; proteasome-mediated ubiquitin-dependent protein catabolic process
Cellular component (GO): cytoplasm
Molecular function (GO): zinc ion binding; ubiquitin conjugating enzyme binding; ubiquitin protein ligase activity
Source: RefSeq, a predicted model, not a curated record
GACGCAAACGAAUACAAACUAGUGGCCGCCAUGUUGGAUCUCUGCGGCCCGGAGGGACGUCCGGGUUGUAAACAGUAAAUGAUUGUACCGCCUGCUGGGCCGCUGACUGGACCGGACCUCAGCAGACAGCCAUGAGCCGCCCGUCCUCAGCCGGAGGAGGGGGGCUGGGGGCCGGUAAGGCAGGCGGGGGGAAGCACGGGGCCGCCGGUGUCCAGGCUACCGUCACCGGGUCAGGUUCGGUGGCUCCGUCCCCCGCCGGCUCCCUGCCCCCGUCCGCCGGGGUUCCCGGACCGGCCCCGGAGCUGACGGCUCUGUUCGAGUGCCCGGUGUGCUUCGACUACGUGCUGCCGCCCAUCCUGCAGUGCCAGGCGGGUCACCUGGUCUGCAACCAGUGCCGCCAGAAGCUGAGCUGCUGCCCGACCUGCCGCGGCCCGCUGAGCCCCAGCAUCCGGAACCUGGCCAUGGAGAGGGUGGCCUCCACGCUGCCCUUCCCCUGCAAGUACUCCUCCGCCGGCUGCCUGCUGUCUCUGCACCACAGUGAGAAACCAGAGCAUGAGGAGGUGUGCGAGUUCAGGCCCUACACCUGUCCCUGUCCGGGGGCCACCUGCAAGUGGGCCGGACCGCUGGAGGCCGUCAUGCCCCACCUGAUGCACGCUCACAAGUCAAUUACCACGCUGCAGGGGGAGGACAUCGUGUUCCUAGCGACGGACAUCAACCUGCCUGGCGCCGUGGACUGGGUCAUGAUGCAGUCGUGCUUCAGCCAUCACUUCAUGCUGGUUCUGGAGAAGCAGGAGAAGUACGAGGGUCACCAGCAGUUCUUCGCCGUGGUGCUGCUCAUCGGCACCAGGAAGCAGGCUGAGAACUUCGCCUACCGCCUGGAGCUGAACGGGAACCGGCGUCGCCUCACCUGGGAGGCCACACCCCGCUCCAUCCACGACGGGGUGGCAGCCGCCAUCGUCAACAGCGACUGCCUGGUGUUCGACACCUCCAUCGCUCACCUGUUCGCCGACAACGGGAACCUGGGCAUCAACGUCACCAUCUCCAUGUGCUGAGAGCGGUGGUGGAAGAGCUGGGCCCUGAGCAGGUCUGAGCCCAAUCGGACCGUCUGGCUCGUGGCGGCGCUCGGGAGGAGGACUGUAACCUCUCUGAGGGGAGGAAGGGUUCUGCUGAGCAGAGCGGAUUCUUUGCAGGACGGGUUCCUGUGGCGCUUCUUCACACUUCCUGGAAGCUUCACUGCGUCUUCAGAACUCUGUUCAUCUGAGGAAUCUGGGUGACCUGGACCUCCAGCAGAUCUCUGACAGCCUCAGAUGGAUCUGCAGACACUAAAACUGCAACAUAAGGGUCCAUUAUAACCCACGUGUCAUGGUUCUGAACCGGUUUGUCUACUGAUUUAUAUGCUGACUUGUCCAGAAAACGAUGAUGUUAAAGUUAUCCAGCUCUCCUGUUGAAGAGGCCGUUGCUGGUUCUGAUGGUCCUGUUGAAUAUCUGAAUACUUUUCCUCCAGCUCUUCAUUCUGAAACCCAUUUGGGCUGAAGGAGACGGAACCGGUUCCGAAACGAGAAGUCAGGAUGUCAUAAGCUGACGUCAACGGUUCAGUCUGAUGGCAAACCAGUCCAGCUGAUAGAACCUUCUGAGAUUUAGCUGUUUAAGAAUGAAGAAAACAUCUUUCCAUGGACUUUAGUUUGGACACGUCACCAGAACCAGAACUUGUUCUCACAUGUAACAUUUUGAUAUAAAAAGGGCUGAACUUAAUCUCAAUAAUCCGUUUCUCAAGGGUUUGGUUCUUUAUAGGUGACAGAACCUUGUUGAUCCAAACAUCUGACUGGAUUCAGUCACAUUUCAAUAACCUCCUGAACAUCUCAACCAACCAACCUGAAUCUCCAAGGCGAUGGAGGCGCUUCAGAGCGACCUUCAGAGUCUGUGUUCCUCCAUGUUUGCCAUCAGGCUUCAUGCUGAACUGAACCAGUUCCAGUCCCUCUAUUGGCCAGCAGGGGGCGACUCCUCUGACCAUGGUUAUAAAAUCAGCCAGCAUUCAAUCCCUAAACGAACUAAUGCUUUCCAUUUAAAUUGGCUUAAAAAGAAAAACAUCUGAAGCUCCUGAAAAGCUGCCAAAGUCCAAAUGAUAACCUUCAGGAACUCUGACCGAGGUGGAAGAUCUCAGGACGUCUUCCACAACGAACAUCUUAAUUUUAGCAGAGCGGCUUAAAAGGAACAACAGAAGAAAAACUCAACAUUUAUGCAGAAACACAGUGACAGCGUUGGUCCGGUAGAGGGAACCUACACCACAGCAUUAGUUCAGUCUGACUCAAGGGGAACCCACACCAUGGCUUUGGUUCUGCCCAGAUGAAAGGACCCCACACAGUGGCGUUGGUUCUGUCCAGGUGAGGGGACCCCACACAGUGGCGUUGGUUCUGUCCACUUGAGGGGAACUCAUACAGUGGCAUUGUUUCUGUCCAGGUGAGGGGACCCCACAGGGUGGCGUUGUUUCUGUCCAGGUGAGAGGACCCCAAACAGUGGCGUUGGUUCUGUCCAGUUGAGUGGAACCUACACAGUGGCGUUGGUUUGUUCCAGUUGAGGGAUCAUCUAGACUGAAGUGACUGAUGAUUCUCACAUGAGGAUGAUUUCUGUGGCUGUGGAACCUGAACCACUGACUGUUGAUCCGAUGGAUGAUCUGAUAGGAGAGCUUUAGCAUCUGAACUGUUGCUCAUCUAGGUCUAUAAAACAACAUCUGUGAAAUAAAAUGGUUCUGAGGGGUCUAUCAUGUUUACUAACAAACCCUCGGCUCAGUUUCUGGCUUCCAGGUAAAUCCAGAUAACCCUUUGCUUAAUGGACAGGAAGGUUGCUGGUUCAGUUCCAGCAGCGUUUGCCCUUUUUUCUCAUUAACUGCUGACUGAUAGGAGGAAUAAUCUGUUCAGCCAUAGGAGCCUUAAUUUUCUACUGCCGACCUCUUUCUGUGCUGCUGAGUUUCACUAAGAGCAGGUGGAACGCGACCCUUACUGCUCAAAUGAAAUGAUGGGACCUUUUUACAGGAUAAUAAAGCAUUUCGGAUAAAAGCACAAACUUUUGUUUUUCAGUUGUAUUCGGGAAGAUACCUCUGACCAAACCUCUCAGACCUCCUUCAGCUUCGAUGAAACCUCACAACCAGAGCAGUGCUCACAGCUGCAGGGGAAACGGAGCCCAGCCGUAGCUCAGGACAUUUUACAAAGGAUUCAAAUCAACAGAGAUUUUAAACUUGCAGUUCUAAGUUCAGGCUUAUAAUAUGUAAAGCUUUUAUUAACAUAAAGUUAUGUGAAAAAAGAGAAAAUGUCAAGAUUUUCCCUUCCUUUUAUAGCUUCCUCUUGAGGCUAGCAUAGCAUCAUUAGCACGCCAACUUCCUGCUUUCAAAUGGCUGUAAAUCUUUGAAAUGUUAAAUGAAGUUUUUUACUUACAUGCUGAUAAUAAAAGCAGUUAGUUGGAGAA